This is a messenger RNA of Cuscuta campestris, 795 nucleotides long. The record is from the annotation of a GenBank genome assembly. Lineage: Eukaryota; Viridiplantae; Streptophyta; Magnoliopsida; Solanales; Convolvulaceae.
GUUAGUAUAUGGACUUUUAAGCAUAAAAUUCGAGCUCGGUCAAAAACUAUUCGGGCAGCCUGAACCCGGCCCGUCCAGCCUAAGCUGACUACUAUUUUAGUGACUGGCUUUUGCCGGCUGGCACCUUCUUCAGGAUGGAGGGAAGUGUGAUGGCGGAGGAGGGCGGCGCCGCCGCAUCAUCAUCGGGAGGAGUAGUGAAGCACAUACUGCUGGGCAAGUUCAAAGAGGGGAUCUCCCAAGAAGAGAUCGACCACCUCAUCCAAGGCUAUGCCAAUCUCGUCAAUCACAUCCAACCCAUGAAAUCUUUCACCUGCAACAAGGGCACUUAUUGUUGCAGGGGCAAAGAUGUGAGCAUAGAGAACCUAAACCAAGGGUUCACCCACGUGUUCGAAUCGACAUUUGAGAGCACCCAAGGUGUUGCAGAGUACAUUGCUCAUCCACUUCAUGUCGAAUUUGCAAACAAACUCCUCCCUCAACUCGAGAAAGUCCUCGUCGUUGAUUACAAGCCUGCUGCUGCAAAACUCGCGCUUUAACUUCACUCUUCAAAGGUGAGUGUUAAUGUUCGAUUGCUUGUGUCAUUUAUCAGCUUUGAAAUUUGUAUUGUUCUCGCAAUGAACUCAUCAAGCAUUUGUUUUGGUUCAAUGGUGCUAUAUGUUUGCACCAUUCCAAGAUCUGUACGUGCACAAUCUCUAUCUAUAUGAAUAAGUACAUCUUGAGUAACAUAGCUUUCGUUUCGUAUAUGUCUCCCGUUUCCCCCGUAAAAACUACAUUUUGUAAUGAAUGUAGAUUACAAAA